AUGUGUUACAAAAGUGAUUGGGGAACAGUCGCCCUGGAUUUGGAAACGUUGAGGAGUAGUCUGGAGGAGACGAUUCUGGAAUAUCGCCACGUGCCUCUUGAGCGAAAGCCAUGGCUGCCUCGAGUGCCUCACAGUGUCAAGGUUCGGGAUGCCGUUGGGGCCAUUAACCACAUGCUUCCCUCAUUCUUAAAGGAAAGCGCAGGCCUUUGGGACACAGACUCAAUUCUCUUCGCUGCCGCAAUGACUGUGUGUCAAUUUGUCGGCGUCAGGAUAACGCCAACAAGACCCGGCGGUAACCACCAGGUUGGCAGUACUACUCCUAGGACUAGUACUAAGCCAGCCUGGAUGAGGCGAAUUGAGGGUCGUAUAGCAUGGGCCAGGGUCCUCAUCGGCAAACUGACUAGCUUCAUAUCAGGCGUCACAAGGCCGAGAGUGGUGCGCUUUGUCCGAGAAGCAUUACCCGGUGAGAACAUUUUUGUAGACUCACCGGAGUUUGCACGAAAACUGACAGGGCGCAUCGACGAUCUGAAGCAGAAGAUAGCUGCUUGGGGCAAGCGGAUUCGGCGAUAUUCCGAAAGGGUGAAGAGGUAUCGGCAGAAUCGUCUCUUCGUGAGUGAUCAAAAGAAGUUUUAUAGGACACUGGAGCGUCCUGAUGUGUUCUUGACGGGUGAGCGUCCGGACAAAGCAGAUGUGGUCGCCUUUUGGCGAAGGCUUUGGUCGCAGCCCGUCGAUCACGAAGAGGGUCCAUGGUUCGAAGCGGUCGAGGGAGCGUGUGCAACCAUAGCGCCUAUGAAUCCCAUCAGCAUAUCCGAAGAGGAUGUAGCGGUAGCGGUCCGUAAGGCUCCGAACUGGAAAAGUCCGGGACCGGACGGACUGCAUCAUUAUUGGUUGAAGGGGUUCUGGUGCUGCCACGCUACUCUCGCUCGUCAGUUCCAAAGUGCCCUUGAGAGUGGGACGCUCCCAAACUUCUUGACUACUGGGGUCACUCAUUUAGCUCCAAACAGCAAUGCUACCGUGGAUCCAUCACGAUAUCGCCCCAUAACUUGUCUUUGUACAAUAUACAAGACUUUAACAUCUGUUUUGAGGUCCAAGAUAAGUCAGCACAUUGUUGAUAACAGAUAA
This is a messenger RNA of Hyposmocoma kahamanoa, 1122 nucleotides long. RefSeq lists its product as uncharacterized. Lineage: Eukaryota; Metazoa; Arthropoda; Insecta; Lepidoptera; Cosmopterigidae. Bases 1 to 1122 code for a protein of 373 amino acids. The record is from RefSeq and is a predicted model, not a curated record. The transcript has a single exon.